AUGAGUCAAUUUCCCCAGUUCUGGCCUACUGAUUACAACCUUGGAUGGACGGGUUACAUCCGAGUAGAUGGCACAAAUUACAAGUGGCUCGGAGGCGCUGCGAAUUGUGUACAAGCCAAUCUCACCAGCUUCACGAUCACGCCCACGCAAACCAUCUAUAAUGUCCAAGCAGGACCCAUGGAUGUGACUGUCGUUUUUCUUUCUCCCAUUGAGGGCCCUGGGGUAACUUUCCAGGCAAGCGAUGACAAUACAGUGCGCGGUGGAUUUCAGACGCAAGGCAGUUUGAACAGCCAACAAGAAGACACCGACUAUCGAGCAAUUUCAGAUAAUUGGCCGACCUUUGCGAUGGCCGUCGACCUUGGAAACAUACAGACAAUCUCCUCACCCCUGGUAUGGACGGUCGGUUAUGUCCGCGAUCCUUCCAUCAAAUAUACGACAGCUGCGGGGAUCACGCAGCUUCGAUACCUGUUUUUCAGAACGAAAUAUUCAGCAACUGUUGAUUUGAUCGUGGACUUUCUAUCCGAUUAUAGCGAUGCGCUGGCGCGUUCCGAAAGCUUCGACAGUCAACUGAUUCAAAACGCAUCUUCGAUUUCUACAGAGUACAGCCAAGUCGUGGCUUUAUCCACCAGACAGGUUUUUGGAGCGAUUGACAUUACAGUCUCUAACGGGACAGAUGGUAGUUUGAAUGCGUCCGAUGUGAUGAUAUUCAUGAGGAAUAUGGGUAUCAAUCAGCGAGUGAACCCUGUGGAAAUCCUUUAUGCGUCAUUUCCCGCGUUUCUGUACAUCAACGCGUCGUUUGGGAAGCCAUUACUAGCGCCUCUGCUGGAAUAUCAAGGUUCACCGAAGACCGCAUUGCCGUAUGCUAUGUCGGACCUCGGGACCUCCUAUCCAAUUGCAUCUGGAGAACAAGCUAGUGACACGGAAAGUUCACAAGGGGUUGAACAGUGCGGCAAUAUGUUAAUCAUGACUCUUGCACAUGCGCGAUUUACUGGAGAUGGAUCCUUGGUAAGCCAACACUACGACCUCUUAAGAAGUUGGGCAACGUACCUAGUUGAAAAUUCAGAGACACCAACCAACCAGGUCGACGCAGACAGUCAGAGCGCGGCAAACAUGACUAAUUUAGCCAUUAAGGGCAUCAUCGGCAUCCAAGCGAUGGCUGAAAUGAGCGAGGCAAUCGGGAACGCGAGCGAUUUUCGAUUGUUUUCGUCAGCGGCCGCGACAUAUAUCAACGCAUGGCAGUCCCUGGCAGUGUCUUCUAGAUCAGGCAGCCAGCAUAUAAAGUUCACUUAUCAAGACACGAGCUCAUGGACAUUGGCUUACAAUCUAUAUGCUGACCGUUUGCUCGAGACGAACCUGAUUAACCAGUCGCUCUAUUCACUCCAGACCCAAUAUUAUCAGACCAUGCUAGAGUCCAUUCCUGAGAAUUCUAGUCUAGAGUACGAUAGUAAUGCGAAUGGUGAAGCCAAUGACGCGUGGCUAUCAUUCACUGCUGCUACUGCGACAGACGCAACUACCCGUAACAGUUUCUUGUCACUCGUCUGGAACCACGCGUCAUCCAAUCUAACUGCUGAAGUCUUCCCUACAACAUAUGGAGCAGGGACGGGAAACGCAACCCAGGGUUUUGCGAGCCCUGCGCAGGGCGCAAUUUUUGCACCAUUAACAUUGGAUCUCUCUAGUCAGACCAUCACAUUUCCGCCACCUUCGAGUAUCGAAGAUUCCAAUGAAGGGGGAUCAAAAAACUCCAUCGGGGCUAUUGUUGGUGGCGUCGUCGGUGGUGUUGUAGGCUUCAUAGCUGUGGUUCUCGCUGGAUUCUUCGUUUGGCGACGCUCGCAACAGUCCCGUCGGCUGCUCGAGAAAGAUGCUUGCCUUGAAUCGUCGCACGCUCGACCCUUCCAAUAUGAAGCCCCGCUUGGCGUCUCUGGUGAAGAUCUGCCUGAGCACGUUCAGCUGUUUGCUCCGCUUACAUCGCAAAAAUUACGCGGACACCUGCAAGUUCAGGCGCUCGCAUUACCGAUAUCCUCUGGCCAGACCGUACCUAGCACAAGCCAGGAGCCGCCUUCUAUUUCCACACAGGAAACACAUUCCCCGAGUGCAAUCAACUCGAGCAGAGAGGCAACGUCUCCCGCAUCCGACAUGUCCGGAUUGCGCGCUGAAAUGGAGAACUUGCGGAGAGCAGUCGAACAGAUAGCAGCACCUCCAGAAUAUGUAGGAUAG
Molecule: messenger RNA, 2214 nt
Organism: Fibroporia radiculosa
Lineage: Eukaryota; Fungi; Basidiomycota; Agaricomycetes; Polyporales; Fibroporiaceae
Exons: 16
Coding region: 1-2214 (737 amino acids)
Biological process (GO): carbohydrate metabolic process
Source: RefSeq, a predicted model, not a curated record